This is a messenger RNA of Paramacrobiotus metropolitanus, 923 nucleotides long. RefSeq names its product mitochondrial import inner membrane translocase subunit Tim21-like. Gene Ontology annotation, cellular component: TIM23 mitochondrial import inner membrane translocase complex. The transcript is spliced from 5 exons. Gene Ontology annotation, biological process: protein import into mitochondrial matrix. The coding region runs from base 55 to 714 and encodes 219 amino acids. NCBI's taxonomy places the organism in Eukaryota, Metazoa, Tardigrada, Eutardigrada, Parachela, Macrobiotidae. The record is from RefSeq and is a predicted model, not a curated record.
UCGCAACUUAUUAUUGUUAUCACAUUUUAACCAAUUCUUUUGCACUACAAAAUCAUGAUUUUGAGGUCGCUGCUCUGCAAAAAAGUGGUUUCAAAACUAGUAUGGAAAGGAAGCGCAGAGAAAUAUGGAACCGCGUUUUUUAUGUUCAGCAGAAACAUCUCCGCAAAAGCGGAGUCCAGCAAAAAUGAAUCAAAAGAGAGAACUGCCUCUGAUAUGUCUGUGAGCAAGCCAGCUUCCAGUCUUCCCAGUACAAGUGCCGCGGAAAAAGUGAAACAAGCCGGAAAGGAUGCGUUUUGGACUGGAAUAGUUAUCGCAGGGAUUGCGGUUACAGGACUGAUGGGUUUUGUUAUAUUGCGGGAACUUUUUUCAUCGACAAGUCCAAGCGGAGUGUAUUCUGAAGCUUUCAAGCGUUGCAAAAAAGAUCCCAGGGUGCAGUCCAUUUUGGGAUCUCCUAUGAAGGCGUACGGAGAACUGAGUUCGUUAAGAGGCCGUCGGCGACACGUGCAAUCAGCACAGUUUACCGACGGCCAAGCUCAGGUCAUUCAGCUGGUCUUUUACGUUAGUGGACCUUUCAGUGCGGCAACUGUGUAUGUCGAGAAGGAUGUUACUAAUUCGUCAUACAGAGUUUUAAGGUUUGAGACAGAUGAUGGAAAGGAAAAUUUUUCGUUGCUUGACGAUCCUGUGAAAUCUCGGCCUUCUACGAUAUUUAGUUGACUUCUGUGAUAUUGAAUACGGUUUUGUUGUGUUACGUACGCGAACUACAAGGCAAGCCGUUGAAGUGGCUUUCGAUCUUUUGCGGCAGUUUCGAUCUUGAACUCCACGUGGUUUUGCCGUACAAUAUACGAUGUCCGUUUUUCGAAUUUUAUUGCAAAUAGAAAAAGAGAUCGGUAAAGUCUAACCAAGCAGAGAUAGCUUUCCAAAUA